AUGUCAACACAACCAAAUUAUAUAGCCUUUGACAGUAAUGUCGUCAGGGGUGGAUUAAACAACAAUAGUAAUAAUAAUAAUAACACUAUGAGGAGACAACCACAACAACAACAACAGCAGCAGCAACAACAAUAUCAAACAUCGCAACAACAACAACAACAACAAAAGAGAGUAACACACCACCCUUACUCACGUCCAAAUAAAGUAGGUGGAAGUGGUAAUAGUAGCAGUAGAUCUAAUAAUGACAGAGACAGAGAAAGAGAAGAUGAUAUUUUAGAGGAUGGUAGUGGAAGUGGUAGCGGUGGUUCUAAAGGUAAUUCAAGUCUAUUCGGUUCAAUUACAAAGAUGUUGAUGAAACCAUUGAGUUGGGUAUUCCCUGUUGACGAUCCAAACUCUGGCGAUCUAAAGUCACCACCACAAUCACCGAAUAUCAAUCAAGGACAACAACAACAACAACAAUCCACCACUGGUAACAGUGAAUCGAAUGCAAUCAACCUCGACAACAAUGACAUUGACGAAGACAACAACGACGACGACAACAACAACAACAACAAUGAAGAUAAUGAAAUUAAUACCAGUUUAUAUCAACCCAACAACAACAACAAAUCAAAUCAACUAAAUUCAUUACAAUCAUCUAUUUACAGUCAAUCGAGAACCUAUAAUAAUAAAAAACAACAACAUCAACAAGUACAACAACCACCAUCAAGCUUCAGUAUCAACAAAUCAAGUAAAUCGAAUAGUAAAGUACAAACAGCUCAACAAUUUGAAAAUGACAAUAAUGAAUAUGAUAAUUCAUUACACAAUGUAAAAGGAGUUGGAGCAUUAAAGAUCAAUACAUCGUCUUUGAAAUUCAAUGAUUUAACUUCAAACUUUUACAAGAAUAAUAUACAGUCAAAUGGACCAACAUCUUCUUCAUCGAUCAUGAGGAAUAACAGCAGCAACAACAACAGCAAUAACAAGUUUAAUAGUAGUCAAUUACCAAAUGGUUUAAGUAGUAGAAACGAUUAUAAAUCAAAUCUAUAUCCAGAUCUUAAACAAUUGUCUCAAUCAACAACAACCGGUGCACCAUAUCUUUCAUUAUUAAGUUCAAUGUCCAAUGUUAAAAAACAACAACAACAACAACAACAACAAUCAUCAUCUAAACCAAAUUUAUCAACUUCAACAUUUACACCAACUAAACCAACAUUAGGUAAAAGAUCAACACCUCCUACAACAACAACCAAUAAUAAUACUACUACUUCUGCAGAGGAGGCUGGACAACUUGCAAUCGAGGAGAUUGACUCUUUCUAUAGAAAGAAGUUACUUUCACACUUUGGUGAGCUCGACAAUGAUUCGAUUGAGUUGAAGAGCAGCGUUCACGAACCACCUCUGAAGAAGCGUAGUGGCGCCAUUUCUUCUCACGGACGUGUCUACCCAGCUGUCUCACACCAACAGGUGAUCGCACAAACCAGUGAGGCCGCCAAGAGAAUUCUCACAUUGAUCGAUAGCUUUUCAUCGGGACCUGUUCUCUCCAAUGUCAAUCCAACCAACCUAUUGACAUCGACCUCCUCCUCCUCAUUCUCAUCAUCGACCAACACACCAUCCUCUUCACUCUCCUCCUCAACCUAUUCACUCGCCAAACAAGAACCACUCACCCGACCAAGAAUCCCACAGUUUGCAUCCAACUUUAAAUACAAUCCAUAUGGAUUAACUAGAGUUUUGGAAAAGAAACCAAAGAGUCAGAAAGAACAAAAUGAAAUUCCGGUUAGUUCCAUUCAGUACUCAGCAGUUUCACACUAUAAGAAGCCAGCUCCAUCAUCAAAGGUAUCGUUUGAAUCGUCGAUUUCCGCACCAAUCUCACCACCAAAGCCAUACACAGAGUCAACUGCUUCGACAGGUAUCAGGCUUGGUGGAUUAGCUCCAAAGCCAUCUACAACUACCACCGUUGCCUCUGCUACCAUUGGAACAACGGCUUCAAGUUUAUCGUCGGCUACCACCACCACCAGUUCUACUGCCACUACUCAACCACCACUUCCAUCUGCUUUGAAGGUAACCAACAACACUAAGACUAGUUCAUCGCUCUUUGAUACCGGUGCCAAUAGUAUCAGCACAGCAUCGUCUGCCACUAGCAGCGGUCUGAACGGUGCAGCCACUACCAGCCUGUUUAGUAAUCUCAGUAAGAGGGAUACUGUCGCCAGCUCGUCGGGUCCAGAGAGAAAAUCUGUAAAGUUUGCUUCGUCCGAUCCAUACGGCAGUGACGAGAGAUCCAAGAAGAGAACCAAGGAGGAGGAGCCAGAGGUUGAUUUCCAUGCACAGAAACUUGAAAGCAUCGCACCACCAAAGCUAGGCGGUGAUAUUUCCUUUGGAACCACUGAUUUUGGUAAGACUGCCAAGUUACCAACCCUCUCUGCCACACCAGCCAGCACCACCACCACCACCACUACAAUUGCACCGGCCACUUCCUCGUUAUUCUCCACCGCCAGCACCGCUCUCGACACCAAGAAGCCAGCAUCCACUAUUUCAUUUGGAGAAACAACCACUGCCAAGCCACUUCAAAAUCUAUUUGGUACCACCAUCACUGCUGAGAAAGAGAAACCAUUGACAUCGACUUCAUUGUUUGGUAAUCUAAACAACAAGGAAAGUGAAAAGGAAAUAAAGAAAGAUAAAGAAGAGGAAAAAGAAGAGAAAGUACAAGAGUUACCAAAGAGUUCCUCACUUUUUGGUGGACUAUCGGCUGCCGGCUCUGCACCCUCCGCUCUACCCAAUCUAUUUGGUAUCAUGCCUGUUUCAACUUCAACACCGUCAACCUUAACGUCAACUCUAUCGUCAACCUCAACUUCAACCUUAUCCUCAACAACACCAUCAUCGCUCUUCUCAGGCAAAACAACUGCUCCAAAGACAUCAUCCCUGUCUGUACUUGCCAAUAUAGAUGCUACCACUCCUUCCACAUCCAUUUUCGGAAACAACAAGAUAUUUUCCAGUGAGAGCAACGGUAAGAAUGAUGAGGGCGUAGGCGACUCUGACGAGGAAGAAGAAGACGAUGGAUUCCAAGAGGAAGAAGGAUUCUAUGUACCAUCGGACUCUGAUGAAGAAGAAGAACCAGAUGAACCAAUCAAACCAUUGUUGUUUGGAAACAUCGAUAAAGAUGCUAAACCAAUGUUGUUUGGAAACCUUGGUAACGAUUCUAUACUGUCUGCCAAACCAACGUUGUUUGGUAAUCCAUCGUCUGGUCAAUCACUCUUUGACUUUGGAAAGAAACCAGACGCGUCGACACCGGCCACACAAUCACUCUUUGGAUUCUCAUCGACACCAAUCACCGCAGACAAAGAGAAAGAGAAAGACAGUGGUCCGACAUCAUCCAUUUUCGCUGCCAACAAGCCAUCAUCGACUGACUCCACCACCUCAUUGUUUGGAGGUGCAAAAAUGCCAGCCUCUAGCUCUACCAGCUCAUCAUUGUUUGGAGGACUUAGCACACCAGCUGCAACUACCACCGCUGACAAGCCAGUAGCAUCAACCUCAAUCUUUGGUUCAGCAAAUGGUGCAAGUACAACCACCGCUGACAAACCAAGCACCACAUCAUUGUUUGGAGGACUCACCUCAGCUGCGACAACUUCCACUACCUCUGACAAGCCAGCAACAGCAUCCACUUCAUUGUUUGGUGGACUCACUUCAGCUGCAACAACUUCCACUACCUCUGACAAGCCAGCAACAGCAUCCACUUCAUUGUUUGGACUUAACUCCACCACUCCUGCCUCUGAAAAAAUUACUAUAGGAGCAGCCACAACCACCUCAACUCCACCAACUUCUCUCUUUGGAGGUGGAGCUUUAACCUCAAUAGCCGCAUCCUCAGAUAAACCAGCAUCGUCGACCUCAACCUCAUUGUUUGGUGGAAAUGCAUUGUCAUCCAUCGCCACCUCCUCAAGCUCAGACAAGCUCAUUAACUUUGGUUCGACAACAACAACAUCUACUGACAAACCAGCAGCUACUUCAACUUCAUUGUUUGGAGGUGGAGAUUCAACCAAGUCAGGUGGCCUAUUCGGUUUAUCUACUUCUCCAACUCUUGGAUCAGCCACCACCACCAGUUCAUCAUCCAGCUCAAGUUCAUCACUCUUUGGUGGUGCAACCCUUAGUAGCACACCAGCUGCAACAACAACAACAACAACAGAUAAACCAUCACUGUUUGGCAACUCAACAUUUGGAACAACAUCUGCAUCGACUACCUCCAGCUCAGCAACAACAGACAAGCCAUCGACUUCUCCACUGUUUGGUUCAUCACUCACCACAACCUCAACCACCUCAAGCUCAUUAUUUGGUGGAUCAAAUCCAGCAGAUAAACCAGCCGCCACUUCAACAUCACCAAUCUUUGGUGGAAGCUCAGCUGCUCCAUCGUUUGGAGGAGGUGCCAGCACUUUUUCCGCACCAUCCGCCACUUCGACUUCACUGUUUGGUGGAUCAUCGACUUUAGCCACCGACAAACCAGCUGUUUCAACCCCUCCACUCUUUGGUGGAACUGCAACUCCAACUCCAUCCACAGGUCUAUCGUUGUUUGGUAAUGCCACCACCAAUCCAUUCACCUCCGCCAGCACAUCCUCCACACCAUUCGGUGCAUCCUCUGCUUCAGGCACCUCCACACCACCCAUUUCAUUCAGUGGACCAUCAACCUCGUCAACUCCAUUCGGAGCAGCAGCAAGCACCACCACCGCCUCACCAUUUGGAACCCAAUCAUCUGUAACAUCACCAGCCCCAUUCGGUGCAACACAAUCAACUGCCUCGCCAACUCCAUUCGGCGCAUCAACCACCACCACCGCCUCACCAUUUGGAAACUCUGCCGCCAACUCCAACCCAUUCGCAAUUUCAUCGACUUCAUCCGCAUCAACAUCAACACAAUCACCAUUUGCAUUUGGUGGAUCGAAUACAUCACAAACACCAGCCGCUCCCGCUCCAUCUGCCAACCCAUUCGCAAGUUCAUCGAUCGCUACAACUGCACCAUCCACCGCCAAUCCAUUCGCAAGCUCCUCACUCCUUUCACAACCAUCUCAAUCUUCUUCUUCCUCUUUGUCUUCCUCAUCCAACCUCUUUACAUUUGGAGGUGGUGGUGGAAGUGGAGGUGGUGAUAUGGGUGCAUCAAACACAGCGGCUGCUUCAAGUGGCUUCUCCUCAUUCGCCAACAACAACAACAACACUGCCAACAAUAGCUCACCAUUCGGAACAUCAUCAUCCAACCCCUCACCAUUUGCAUCGGCACCAUUUGGAAGCAGUACACCAGCCUCAACCGCUUCACCAUUUGGACCAAACAUGUUUAGCAGCGGUGCCCCAUCAACACCUGCACCCUCAUCAUUCGGAGGCAGCAACCCACCAGCAUUUGGUGCAACUCCAAAUAUGUUCUCAUCAACACCGGCACCAGCUCCAUCUGCUGGCUUUAACCAAUUCCCAUCGAUGGGCUUCGACAGUGGUGGCAACUCGUUUGGUGGUUUCCCUCCAGCUUCGUCAGGUGGAUUUGCAUUGGGUAAGAAACCAUCUGCACCAACAAGAAAAAAUCAGAGUAAAAACAAACCAAAUUAA
Molecule: messenger RNA, 5541 nt
Organism: Heterostelium album PN500
Lineage: Eukaryota; Evosea; Eumycetozoa; Acytosteliales; Acytosteliaceae
Exons: 3
Coding region: 1-5541 (1846 amino acids)
Source: RefSeq, a predicted model, not a curated record